Molecule: messenger RNA, 2432 nt
Organism: Bolinopsis microptera
Lineage: Eukaryota; Metazoa; Ctenophora; Tentaculata; Lobata; Bolinopsidae
Product: prolyl endopeptidase-like
Exons: 9
Coding region: 253-2157 (634 amino acids)
Biological process (GO): proteolysis
Cellular component (GO): Golgi apparatus; cytoskeleton
Molecular function (GO): serine-type endopeptidase activity
Source: RefSeq, a predicted model, not a curated record
CUACUAAAACACGGUCGCAUUUGCUCCAGAAUUGUCGAAAAAAGUGUGAACACCAGCCAGCAGUCCUAUACAAACACCCGGUGUCACUCUUCCUUCAGUUUAAACCCAGAAUGUACACACAUAAGGCAUCACGUGACAUACAAUCCUGCACGUGAAAAUUCCAGACUACAUGGUGUACGCCAGCUCUCCUAUACCAGAGGCGCUGACUCGGAUAAAGCCAGAGAGUUUCUGUCACGAUACAACGAGAGGACGAUGAAGAAGUACGGUAUAUCAGAGGAGGAGACAAACAGAGACAAGACGUCCAUGCAGAGUUCCAGUCAGUGUAGGGUUAUCCCUAGGUUCCUCCAAAACGCUCAGUUCUUCAAUGGACGCCACUACUUCUGCAACACGGACUCUAAAACUGGUAAGAAGCAGCUGGUACGAUACCGGAUGUCUCCAAGCGAGGAUGUUACAUUGUGUGAUGAUCUGGAUGGUCUGGCUGAAGUUAGGGAGGUGAUACACUGUGGGGAAUAUUUAGCUGUUCUUGUUAGCUCUGAUAUGGAGAGUCGUAUCUUUCUUAUAAAUGAAGAAACAGGUACUCUAAUAAAAACACUAGACUCUGGUCACCAGCUGCAGUGGACCACAGACUCCAGCAUAAUCUACACCACCAUCAACACCAACAUGAGACCUGACACCGCUAUCUUCCUCAACCUGGAGACUGGAGAACAACACACAGUUCACCAGAGCUGUAGGUCGGAUGAGGUGGUCAGUGUCACGUGCUCUAAAGAUAAGAAGUUAACUGCUGUAAACGUUAACACUAAGUUAACAAGUCACGUGUACCUGUUGGGUAACCUGGGGGAGUGCUGUGGGGAGGAGAACCUGGUUCAUCAUCCUCUACAGGAUAGCAAAUGCUACAUCGAUCAUCACGGAGACCGGUUGAUAGCGAUAAAGUCAUCCACGGAUAACCCUAAUCUACACCUUUACUGGUCUGACCCUAUAAACAAAGCUCCUGAAUCUGUCCCAACUUACCCUAAAACAGAAACUUUCUCAGCCCACCCUAAUGAUUUUGGAGUUAUUCAUGAAUUAGAAACAUUUGACAGGGGAAUUGUGGUUUAUCAUUCAACUCUGGACGAUUCAGGAAACAGAGGUAACUACAAAGUGACCCUGCUGGACCCAGAGGACUACUCUAAUACUAUUGCGGAGAUACCCUUCCCAGCUGAUGUUUCUCUUGUAUCCCCAAACUCUAACUCAUCUCCUCACCAGACCCAUCUGAACAUCAAGGUACACAGUCUGACGAAACCAGUGAAGCAGCUCUCUAUUCCCUUCUCCAAGUUCCAGAUAUCACGUGGCAGGCUCAUAUCACGUGGGAGAUACGAGAUGUUCACUGAUUCAGCUCCCUCUGGGGAUGUUAACGUUCCCAUCACCAUUAUAGCGAAUGAAGACUCUCUCGCUGAGUGCUCACCCUGUCUGUUUAUCACGUACGGUUGCUAUGGUGAGAAUCUGUUUUACUCCUGGGAGACUCUGCCCAGGGAGCUUCUUGAUAAGAACUGGAAAGUUGUGCUGUGUCAUGUGAGGGGUGGAGGAGAACUCGGCCGCAGCUGGUAUCUACAGGGUAUCGGAACUAAGAAAGAAAACAGUGUCCUCGACACACUGAAUUGUAUAAAACACGUACAAUCCCUCAACCUCACAACCCCGUCCUCCUCCACACUCCACGCUUCCUCCAGCGGGGCGCUUAUCGCAGCGCGCGCUGCACACUCUGUUCCUGGAAUUGUCAGCAAGCUGGUCCUCCGGUUUCCAUUCCUGGAUCUUCACACUGCUAUGUUGAAUCCCUCUUUACCUCUGUCUUCGGAGGAGAAAGAAGAAUGGGGUUAUGAAUCCCCGGAUGACAGCAAUGGGUUCAGACCUCUAGACUUAGGCACCGUUAAUUCAGGUUGUGAUGUUUUUAUAACUACCGCUGCUAAAGACAGACGGGCACCUCCUUGGCAUACCGCCAAUUAUGUGGCAUCCAUUGUGAACGAAGACAGGGUGUUUGUAAACUUGUUGGGAGACGCGGAUCACACGGGUUACGAGCAGAAUGCUGAUGCUGUUGAAACAAACUUUAUAUUAUCAGAUGAUAAGUCUAACUCUAGGAGUUCUAGUCUGUGGGUGAGGUUAAAGGAAAGAGUUUUUUCCAAGUGACAUUUUCGUAAUUUGUGAGUUUUGUAUUGUUGUUUGUAAAUGAUUGUGAUGUUAAAUUCUUUGCUUGGGAUUUGUAUUAACAUAAAUUGCCGAAUUUUUAGUGACCCUUUUUAUGUGAUCCUCGGCCCGGCAAGUGUUUUACGACAACUAAAAUUUGCCACAAUUUUAAAUCUGGGGAUUUUUAUCUUGCAAAUCACUUCGUAAGCUUAUUAUUAAAUUCAGAUGCUGAUCACGAUUUUCAUUGGGUGAUUGAUAUUUCAUAAUUGUUUGUCUAA